Microtus oregoni (creeping vole) is the source of this 4242-nucleotide messenger RNA. It is a transcript of the gene Trmt11, whose product is annotated as tRNA methyltransferase 11 homolog. Gene Ontology annotation, molecular function: nucleic acid binding. The transcript is spliced from 13 exons. Gene Ontology annotation, cellular component: cytoplasm. NCBI's taxonomy places the organism in Eukaryota, Metazoa, Chordata, Mammalia, Rodentia, Cricetidae. The record is from RefSeq and is a predicted model, not a curated record. Bases 30 to 1412 code for a protein of 460 amino acids. Gene Ontology annotation, biological process: methylation.
AGCCGCGCAGGCGCACGGCAGCCGCUGCAAUGGCGGUGCCGGGCUCCUUGAAUAGGUAUCUGCUGCUCAUGGCACAGGAGCACCUGGAGUUCCGCCUGCCGGAAAUAAAGUCUUUACUAUCACUUUUUGGAGGCCAGUUCAUUAACAGUCAGGAAACUUAUGGAAAGUCUCCAUUUUGGAUUCUUAACAUUCCCUCUGAAGAUAUUGCCAGAAACUUAAUGAAACGGACAGUGUGUGCCAAGUCUAUAUUUGAACUAUGGGGUCAUGGAAAAUCUCCUGAGGAGCUGUAUACUUCUCUUAAAAAUUACCCUGUGGAGAAGAUGGUUCCAUUUCUACAUUCAGAGUCUACAUAUAAAAUAAAGAUUCAUACAUUUAAUAAAACAUUGACUCAAGAAGAAAAAGUCAAACGAAUAGAUGCCCUUGAAUUUCUGCCAUUUGAAGGAAAAGUGAACUUAAAGAAACCACAGCAUGUAUUCUCUGUUUUGGAGGACUAUGGUUUGGACCCAAACUGCAUCCCUGAGACUCCUCAUAAUAUUUAUUUUGGUAGAUGGAUUGCAGAUGGGCAAAGAGAGCUAAUUGAGUCAUAUAGUGUCAAAAAGAGACAUUUUAUUGGAAAUACAAGUAUGGAUGCUGGCUUAUCGUUCAUCAUGGCCAACCAUGCAAAAGUGAAAGAAAAUGAUGUUGUCUUUGAUCCAUUUGUUGGAACAGGUGGGCUCCUGAUCGCGUCUGCUCACUUUGGCGCUUAUGUGUGUGGGACGGACAUUGACUACAACACGGUUCAUGGCUUGGGAAAAGCUAGUAGAAAAAACCAGAAAUGGCGAGGACCAGAUGAAAACAUCAGGGCAAAUCUUCGUCAAUAUGGCUUAGAGAAGUUUUAUCUUGAUGUCUUGGUUUCAGAUGCCUCUAAGCCAUCCUGGAGGAAGGGAAUGUAUUUUGAUGCAAUCAUCACAGAUCCUCCAUAUGGUAUCAGAGAAUCUACAAGAAGAUCAGGUUCACAGAAAGAAAUACCAAAGGGAAUAGAAAAGUGUCCAGAAAGCCACGUUCCUGUCUCCUUGAGUUAUCAUCUGAGUGAUAUGUUUUUUGACCUGUUAAACUUUGCAGCUGAGACCCUCGUACUGGGUGGAAGACUAGUCUAUUGGUUACCAGUAUAUACACCGGAGUACACUGAAGAGAUGGUGCCCUGGCACCCUUGCCUGAAACUUAUUAGCAAUUGUGAGCAGAAGCUUUCCAGUCACACAGCAAGGCGCUUGAUCACAAUGGAAAAGGUGAAGGAAUUUGAGGACCGGGACCAGUAUUCACACUUGCUGAGUGACCAUUUUCUACCAUACCAAGGUCAUAAUUCCUUUCGUGAGAAAUAUUUUAGUGGUGUGACAAAAAGAAUUGCCAAGGAAGAAAAAUCCAGCCAAGAAUGAAAAUCAUGACGUUAACAACCAAGAAAGAAUAAGCAUUUUAUAGAAACGACCUGUGCUGUUUAAAAUUUUUAUAUAAAUAACUGCUAUAAAUCAAAAUCGAAUAAUUUCAAAAUGAUCUUUGCUUUAGAGACUAUUUUGGUGUGUCUUUUGAACCUGGUUAAGUUCAGGGACUGAUACAUAUAGAUGGAGUCAGUGUUUAUAUUUUUACAGAGAAAAUAUUGUUAACUUUUAAUCCAUAUUUGCCAGAUAUAUAGUAAGCAAUUAAUAGUCCUUUAGAAUAUUUUCAUUUUGUAAAUUUGCUUGGCUUGGUUUUUAGUUGUAGCUGUUUUUCAUUGCCAUCAAUAAACUUUACUGAGAAUUUCUAAAAGUUGUGUGGUACUCAGUAUUGCUCAUCUCAUCUCAUGGAGAGCUUUGUGGAAAAUGAGUCCAUACAGGUCGGAACAACAGGGGCCAUGCUACUGGGAAGGAGGCUAAGGCCUGAGAACUGUGGAGAUUCCAACCUCACACCUCCAAGGGCCUGUGUGUCUGCACCGUGCCCGCACUGUGGUGUGCUCUGUAUUCCUGAAACUUGACUGUUGGUCAAGUUAACUAACUACUCCCAAAUUUCGGUUUAGCAACUAACUGAUGGUUAAAAGCGGGAGCAACAACAGCUCAAGACCCCGAUGGACCCCUAAUGGUAUUAGGCCUAAUCAGUACUCUUUGCAACAGAAGCUCUGUUUUUCUUGAAGGGAAACUUUGCUGAGUCUACAUUGUGUCCAUCCUGGAAAUAUCUUCCUUGAAAACCACUGUACCCAUUAAUUCUAGAUGCUAAUAGCUUUCUGCUUUUGGUGGUCAAAUGUACCUCAGCAGGGCGGCAGUAAAUGGAUACUUUCUCUCUAACCAGAGCCUAUUUUUAUUUGUGUUAUUAUUAUUAUUAUUCUCUGACUGUAACUGCUGAGUUUUAUGAACGCAGUAUUAACUUACAUGAUUUAGGAGCUGCCGAAGACCAAGGCUACCGGUGGAGGUCGGCGUUCCGCCGCCUCCUACUUGUCUUACAGUGCAGACCUGAAUUUCAGGGCGUCUAAAACCUUUCCUGAUUGGUUUGUUUGGCUUUCUGGAUGUUAUCUGUGGUACUCUGGGGAAAAUCUAAAAGUAUUCAGGGAUGAUUUAUUGGCAGUAUUUCUGUUAUAUGCCAUCUUGUUUUUAAGUUUUUGAGGUUAUGUGGGGGAUGGGUAUGAAACUUUAUAGCUGACUCAAUUGCAAUAUGAGAUUUCUAGUUUAACCUCUUUUUGUGAAUUGUCUCAAAGCUUACUAAAAAUAAGGUCUAGAAAUUCACAACAUUAAUUUUAGUCUCUUUGUCCUUAAAAAUUAAUCAUAAUAAUUAAAUCAAAUCAUUUUAUUACUAUUAAUUGAAAUCUUCUGAACAUCAAUUCUUCCAGCCACGAGGUUUAUUUUCAUAUUUAUUAGUAAGUUCAGCUUCCUACUCCCGAAGUGUCACUCAAAGUUUAAACAUAUAUAUUGCUUUAAUGUUGAAGCUCAUAACUGCUGGAGAAACUUGAUUACUUCCAAUCAAUUUUGAUUUUAGGAUGUAGAUCUUAAGUGCUCUCUCUUUUGUAAAAUUUUAUUUUAUUUAUUACUAUUAUUAUCAUUAUUAAUUAGUGUAUAUGUGUGUGUGUGUGUGUGUGUGUGUGUGUGUGCACGCGCGCACGCACACACAAAGGUAAGAGAACCACUCCAGAACUCCAUGAUUUCUGGAGAUUAAAUUUAGGUUGUUAGGAUUGAGUCCAAAGGGCUUUUACCCACUGAGCCAUCUUGUUGGCCCUCAAGUUUUCUUACUCUAAAAACAAAGCCUUUAUUUUCUGCGUGAGUUUAUUUUCUGCAUGAGUUUGGUAGGUGACCUUUUCCUCAUGCGUUUAUCAGUAGGAAUAUCUCCUAUCAAGAUGCCAGUGUUCACAAAGACCUAUAGUUUGAAUUUUUAGGAUAUUCUGCAAGAGAACUGUAGGUGGUCUGUGGACUGGCCUACUUAAUGUUUAUAAUAUGACAAAGUAUGUAAUUUUGUUUCUGGCAUAUAUUAAAUAGCCAUAAAAUCCAGAUGGUUACCUCAGUAGUGCCUCAUCAGAAGCACCUCCUUCCUGUCCAUUUUGUUAAGUAAUUUCUUUUUCCUGUGAUAGCCGCGGGGAAAUAGUGGAGUAGGUGGUCUUGGGUUUGUUUAGCCAAAGUGGCUAGAAGAUUUUUUUUUUUUAAGUUGAAAAUCUGGUAAAACUUUCUCGACCUCUUCCUGCCCAGCAGGAGCCUGUUUUGAGCCAAUUUCCAACCAAAUUCCUCAUGACUAACUCUUCAAAUACAAGUACUGAGCAGUAAACAGUUAGAGACUCUAAGCUCGGGGAGGUAACUCAAGGUUGUCACUACUUUCCUUUUGAGAAAACUCCCUCAAGUCCUGAGAUCCCCUGCGUGUGAAAGAAAAAAUGGUGUUUCCAACUAAGAACUAUGUUGAAUUUGAUGUAGAAAAGUAGAAUGUGUUAAUGCCACUGACUGUUGUACUGGGUGUGUUAUUUGAUUGGAUUGAAGAUUUGAGCUUUAAGACAGAAAUAUUUUUUAAGGUACUAUUUUCUAUACUCAGUCUACAUUAAAAGCAGGAGGUAGGCUUUCUUUUAGCAUCCGGAAAUUACAUGUUAACGGGUGUAUUACCUAGAUGCCAAUAUAAGCAACUCUAUAUUUGGAAUAAGAUGCCUUUGAUGUUAGGUGAAUUUCUAACAUGUUAUGCUGGAAAUAUCAAGUACUUUUUAUUGAAAGAGAUUUGGAAUAAAUUAUAAUGUUUGUUUAUUUAAAAUUAGAGAUAACUAUUUGAGAA